Messenger RNA from Quercus lobata, 1152 nucleotides. RefSeq lists its product as uncharacterized. Lineage: Eukaryota; Viridiplantae; Streptophyta; Magnoliopsida; Fagales; Fagaceae. Bases 231 to 686 code for a protein of 151 amino acids. The transcript has 6 exons. The record is from RefSeq and is a predicted model, not a curated record.
UUCCUCAGUCUUUCACGUGUCUCUCUCAUUCUUUUUCGUUGUUCUGUUGGCUUCUAUUUAGUUUCUGUCAUUAUAUUGUUUCUGUUUGGCUAUCGGCAAAUACUUUUUAUAACCAUUUUCUUUUCUUUGGAAAGUUUUUCUCUGACGGUGGUUGUUGAAUAUAUCUAUAUUUAUAUAUAUUAUAUAUAUUAUACCUGUAUUCACAAACACAGAGGUUUUUGAGAGAAGAAAUGGAAGGGAGUAAGAAAACGGCGUCGUCUACAUCCUUGACUUCUGAGCUUUUUGGGUCCAAAGAUUCGUCUUCUUCAUCUGGGAUUUUUGGGUCUAUCUUUGCGCCUUCAACAAAGGUGUUAGGCAGAGAGUAUCUGCACUCUGAGAUGAAUGGGAGAAAGCAAGAUCUGCCAAAUGAGCCAUGGCAUGCAAAACCUUCCCCUGGUCAAUAUGAAAGCCCAAAAGGCGGUGACAACGAAAGUCAGAACAUGCCAAACAAAGACAUGAGCCCCAUUUAUCAGGAGCAAAGAGUACAGAACAACUGUUCUCUAAGUUCAUCAAUCUUAUAUGGUGGUCAAGACAUCUGUACUCAUCUUCAGACUACCCCAAGUUCAGUGUAUAAGAAAGAUGGGGGAGAAGAUGAUUCAGGGAGUGCUUCAAGGGGAAACUGGUGGCAAGGGUCUCUCUAUUAUUAAGAGCUCUCUUGCCUAGGCAUAUACUCACCAAGUUUAUUCAGACACUAGCUGUUCGGGAUGAUAAAGUUGGAUCCAUAAUAGGGGUUUGUCAUGAAUGAUUGAAGUUACAAAAGGUAUAAUGCCAGCUGGUCCAAAACGUCCUAAAUGAAAUUGUAAGCACAUAUUAUGUUUAUCUGGUUGCUUUAUGUUGUUUCUAUAGUUUUUAUUUGUCACUCACUUGGGACAUUCAAUUGCUGCACCAGACCACCAAUACACACCCCCACCCCAACAAAUAAAAUUACAAGAAUAUGUAGAAGCUGCUUAAGCAUAAAUGAAAACAAGUUGCGAAUAUAGGCUUUAACAUGUCCUCACCAGAAAAAUUUCAAUUGCCUGUUCAAAGACAAGAAUACUAAUUAAUUUUGGGUGUUCUAUAAUUUCCACUAAUCUCAACCCGAUUUGACUGAAUUGUUUUCUAUGACCAAAUGCU